GGAAGCAGCGCGCUGGUGGUGGAGCAGUGUGAGCAGUAGUCGACUUUUCUUGUUUUGUUUAGCUAGCAAGCAGGCUAGCUAAAUAAGGAGCACCGGAAUACCGAAGAUGCCUCGGGAAAUCAUAACGCUCCAGCUCGGACAGUGUGGAAAUCAAAUUGGUUUUGAGUUUUGGAAGCAGCUGUGUGCAGAGCAUGGCAUCAGUCCAGAGGGGAUCGUGGAGGAGUUUGCUACUGAGGGGACCGACAGAAAGGAUGUGUUCUUCUAUCAGGCUGACGAUGAGCACUACAUCCCACGCGCGGUUCUGCUGGAUCUGGAGCCGAGGGUGAUCCACUCCAUCCUCAACUCUCCGUACGCAAACCUUUACAACCCGGAGAACAUCUACCUGUCUGAGCACGGAGGCGGCGCUGGGAACAACUGGGCCAGCGGAUAUUCACAGGGCAAAAAAAUCCAAGAAGACAUCUUUGACAUCAUUGACCGGGAGGCAGAUGGCAGUGACAGUCUGGAGGGAUUCGUCCUCUGUCAUUCCAUCGCUGGGGGGACGGGCUCGGGGCUUGGAUCCUAUCUGCUGGAGAAACUCAAUGACAGGUACCCAAAGAAGCUGGUGCAGACGUACUCCGUUUUCCCAAACCAGGAUGAGAUGAGCGACGUGGUCGUUCAGCCGUACAACUCGCUGCUCACGCUGAAGAGGCUCACCCAGAACGCAGACUGCGUGGUGGUGUUGGAUAACACGGCUCUAAAUCGCAUCGCCACCGACAGGCUGCACAUCCAGAACCCCUCGUUCUCUCAGAUCAACCAGCUGGUUUCCACCAUCAUGUCUGCCAGCACAACCACGCUUCGCUACCCGGGCUACAUGAACAACGACCUCAUCGGCCUGAUCGCGUCCCUCAUCCCCACACCCCGCCUCCACUUCCUCAUGACUGGCUACACACCACUGACUACCGACCAGUCGGUUGCUAGCGUGAGGAAAACCACGGUGCUGGAUGUGAUGAGGAGGCUCCUGCAGCCCAAGAACGUGAUGGUGUCCACGGGACGAGAGAGGCAGUCCAACCACUGCUACAUCGCCAUCCUGAACAUCAUCCAGGGAGAGGUGGACCCCACGCAGGUGCACAAAAGCCUCCAAAGGAUCCGGGAGCGUAAACUUGCCAGCUUCAUUCCCUGGGGUCCCGCCAGCAUCCAGGUGGCUUUGUCCAGGAAGUCGCCGUACCUGCCUUCGGCCCACCGAGUCAGCGGCCUGAUGAUGGCCAACCACACAAGCAUCUCCUCUCUGUUCGAGCGGACUUGCAAGCAGUACGACAAACUGCGGAAGCGGGAAGCCUUCCUGGAGCAGUUCCGCAAAGAGGACAUAUUCAAGGACAACUUCGACGAGCUAGACAACUCUCGCGAAGUGGUCCAGCAGCUGAUCGACGAGUACAGCGCGGCCACGCGGCCCGACUACAUCUCCUGGGGAACGCAAGAACAGUGAACAGACUAGUGUGUCUUUGUGUCUCAACUACAAUGGAGUCGGCAGCAUACAUGCAUAGCUAGUUUAUUCUAACUCGAUUUCUUCACUUUUCUAAAUAUUUUCUCCCACACAUGGGUGUCCCAAAGAGACGGGUAAUUGGCUGUAGCUGCUUCUCUGGGAAAGAGACUUAUUGGCUUGUUAUAGUAUUAAAUAGUAUAACAUGAUUGUGACUCGAAUUUGAAAAGAGACUGAUGGAAGCUGUAUCACAUCCGUGAGAUUCUCAAACCCAGUUUAAAUAAAACAGUCCAGUGAAGUGAAAGUAAGAGUUCUUCUGUGCAGAGAGCAUCAAUACAUCUUGUACAAAACAAUCUAUAAAUGUCUGUUAAGUGUGUUUCUUCUUCUUUUUCCUAUAUUCAGCUUUCCUGCCUUGUAGCCUAUUUUCAGCAAUGUCAGCCAACCCGUUGCCUUGUUUUGCUCUAUUUUUGUACUGAGUACAGUACUACGUUUAUUUGUGCAGUAGAUUUACAGGAAAGCGUCCACAGCCUACGACAUGAUUGCCUCGAGUGAUGGGAGUAAGAUUGACGGACAGUGUUGCAUGAUGGUUAAUGCAGGCCCCCCCGGACAUGUCUGUCUGCUGCUGACACACGUUGCUCAUUCGUUCCCGCUGUACGUGACCAACAAGAAUGUCAAGUUGGGAGUUGGGGCGUGAGCCAAAAAAUGAUGUUGACAUUUCAACGGCGUUUGUCAGGUACAAUAGGAAAAGUAACAGUUUGCACGGAUGAACAAGAAUGGAUUUCAUGUUAACACUUCAUCACUACGCCUGUAAAUAUACUCAACGAAAUGCUGGUUCACUGGCAUGCUCUGUAUUAAAUGUACUGUUUCAUGUUGCUUGGCUCAUUGGACCGGUUUGAAAUGAUGAAUAAACAAGUUUUCUACAA
This is a messenger RNA of Anarrhichthys ocellatus (wolf-eel), 2379 nucleotides long. It is a transcript of the gene tubg1, whose product is annotated as tubulin, gamma 1. The record is from RefSeq and is a predicted model, not a curated record. The transcript is spliced from 11 exons. Gene Ontology annotation, molecular function: GTP binding. NCBI's taxonomy places the organism in Eukaryota, Metazoa, Chordata, Actinopteri, Perciformes, Anarhichadidae. Gene Ontology annotation, cellular component: gamma-tubulin complex; microtubule. Gene Ontology annotation, biological process: cytoplasmic microtubule organization; microtubule nucleation. The coding region runs from base 107 to 1462 and encodes 451 amino acids.